Messenger RNA from Emiliania huxleyi CCMP1516, 969 nucleotides. RefSeq lists its product as hypothetical. The record is from RefSeq and is a predicted model, not a curated record. The transcript has 5 exons. The coding region runs from base 1 to 969 and encodes 322 amino acids. NCBI's taxonomy places the organism in Eukaryota, Haptophyta, Isochrysidales, Noelaerhabdaceae.
AUGACGGCGCUCCGCUGCGCUGCCGCCGCCCUGCUGGUGCAGUCGGCCGCCGCCCUCCGCUGCGCCCCUCGCGCCGCGGGCGGCCCGGUGGUCGGCGCGCUCGGCUGGCGCGCCGCCAGCGCCGCGACGAUGCUCACGCCCGAGGAGGAGGAGUUUGAGAGGCGGAUGGCCGAGUUCCGGGCGGCGGGCCCGCCGGCGACGCUGCCGCCGCUCGAGGACGGGUCGGACACGCCCGUGGAGGGCGCCGAGGCGGGCGAGGGCGGCGCGGACGAGGAGGAGGCCAGCUGGGUCGACCUGAGCACGCCGCUCGGCAACGACAUCGACCUGUCUCCGAUCCGCGGGCCGCCGGUCCCGGGCGAGGAGGAGGAGGAGGAGGAUGCGCGGCCGCUGUACGCGUGCCUCGCCGAGUACCUCCCCGGCUGCGCCCCCUCGCCCGCUCUCUCCCAGCGCUACGCCGCCUGGCUGAGCCGCGCGCGCAGCGACGGCGCCGCCUUGCUGCCUCUUCACGCGGUGCUGACCGACGAGCAGCUCGAGGAGCUCGAGGCGGCGGCGCGCGCGCGCUUGGCGGAGGGCGGCGGCGAGGGCGAGGGCGAGGGCGAGGGCGAGGGCGGGGGCGAGGGCGAGGGCGGCGGCGAGGGCGAGGGCGAGGGCGGGUCGAGGCCCGGAGUGCUGGCGGGGAUGGAGCCGCAGGCUGGCGCUGCAGCGAGCACUGACCCGUUUGCGGCGUGCGGCGGGUACGGCAAGCAGAGCGUGCACGAGUGGGGGAUGGCGGAGGCGGCGGAGCUGCGGGCGUCGGGACGCGUACACCUCGCCGGCCCUCUGCGCGAGGGCGGCGGGCAGCCGGUGGGCACCUUGCUGCUGGUCUCUGGCGACUCGGCGGAGGAGGUGCGGGUGUCGCCGGCGCCGGAGACGGCGGUUCCGGAGACGGCGGCGGGGGAGGGCGGCACGGCGCCGCUGGUGGCGUGGUGA